Molecule: messenger RNA, 6154 nt
Organism: Strongylocentrotus purpuratus (purple sea urchin)
Lineage: Eukaryota; Metazoa; Echinodermata; Echinoidea; Camarodonta; Strongylocentrotidae
Product: regulator of G-protein signaling 8
Exons: 4
Coding region: 1109-1684 (191 amino acids)
Source: RefSeq, a predicted model, not a curated record
GUAAAGUUGGGGGCAGGUGGCAGAUGCCACAUAUCUUUUUUCCUCUCUCAACAGAAAGAGACAACUAAAGAUAAUUGAGCAUUUAUUCGGUCAGAAAUCUUUGGGAUCAGUGCAAACGGACGAGAAUUAGCGUCCUCGAUCAAUAAUACCUUCUUGAUUCUUGAAGUUGUUGUAGAGGUCUCGCUAAUUGCUUACUGGCUGCAGAUGUCACAUCUUGAUAGGCUUGUAAUCAACUCACCCCAACUUUUCUAAGCUGAUUUUUCAUAACAUUGUGCCUUGCAUGAGCUAAUGCUCUCAUACCAUCCCAUAUCAUCAUUCUCUUCUGAGGUGAAUAUCCCAAUUCAAGCACCCUGUAAAGAGGCAGUGGAACAAGGAUUAUUUCCUUUGAUUUAUGAUUUUAGGAGUAGCCAAAAUACCCUGUUUACUUGAAAAUUAAUCAGCCGUCGUUUCAACGUCUAGUUCACGUCAUCACUGUCUGUCCGUCGAUGCGCUGUGAGCGACUUGUGUGCAGCAAUCAGGCACCAGCUGGGACUAGAGAGCUCAUCAGACCUCGCUCUCAUCCGAUCAUCGCCACCUAGAGAAUUUUUAGAAAGCUUUCUUCAGUUCAGUUUCACAUUUUUAAAUCAACUCUAUUUAAGUGUGAUCCUGUCAUCUUUGACUUUUCGGCAUCGUAGUAUUCAUCUCUGCUUCAUCGAAUCAUCGCCACCUAGAGAAUUUUUAGAAAGCUAUCUUCAGUUUAGUUCACAUUUUGAAAUCAACUCUAUUUAAGUGUGAUCCUGUCAUCUUUGACUUUUCAGCAUCACAACAUUCAUCUCUGCUUCGUCUGGACACUUGCAUACAUUGUCAAGAUAAACAAGAGUUCUGAAUAUUUCUCAAGUCUGGAAGCAUCCCCUGAAUGCAUCAUUGAAACUGGCGAUUCUGACCGAUGUCUGUUAGACAACAACUUUGAAACUUGCAGGUGUCAUAUUGUUUUGUGAUGGAACAGACAAAGUGAGAAAUGGACAGGGAUCUAUGAACUGGAAGGCAUAAACAAAAGUGCAUGCCACUUGUUUUUUUUUAAGAGACAUUUUUUCGAAUCAGAACUAUUUUGUGCUGUUUUGCAUCGACGAUGUCGUCAAAAUUAGUCAAUGCCAUGGAGAUAAAGAGAUCAGAGACAUUCACAAAGGAAGGCACUCCUGCUCGGGAUUUGAAGGAUAAAAUGCGCUUUCUGCGAAGGCGCCAUACAGACAGCUCACUGCGAGACACAAACAAAUUCAACUGCGAGAAGAUUUCUUUACUCGAGGUGGAGGACGUACGGAAAUGGGGCGAAUCAUUCGAAAACUUGUUGAGAGAUAAGAAUGGGCUGGAAGCGUUCAGAAGGUUCCUACAAACCGAGUUCAGCGAUGAAAACAUUGAAUUCUGGUUGGCCUGCGAGGACUACAAGAAACUCAAAUCCUCCAAGCUCUCCUCCAGGGCGAGGAAGAUCUACGACGACUACGUCACGAUACAGGCCCCACGAGAGGUUAAUCUUGAUUCCAGGACGCGGCUGGAAACCGUGGACAAUCUGAGCGCUCCGGACGAGCACACGUUCGACCAAGCCCAAAAGAGGAUAGAAGCGUUAAUGGAGAAGGACUCGUAUCCGCGGUUUCUACGGUCCGAGAUUUAUCAGAAGCUGCUACGAGAAAGCAGUAAAAAGGGAAAGUGAUGAGGGCACAGGCAGUUGCCAAUUCGCAGACUCGAUAUGAACUACACCUUUACACAUUUUUUAAUGUAUUAUAUACUACGAAGAGACGUGUAUUAACUUUGUAGCGGUGAUGAGAAGGUGGAGCGAACCAAAGCACUUAGUCGUACACUCCUAGAGUUCUGCACAUGAUCGAGGGUUACAAUUUAUAGCUGCAUCAGCAAGGUGUUAGGAAGAGAUCGCCCUCUGUUGUCAGGAGGAGCUUCCUACAGAUGGAGAUUCUUUUCUCUAGUGAGAUUUGGAUUCAUGCUGAAUUAAAACUCUGGGAAGUGAUUCUGUUUGUUUUUUAGUGAUUUCUCUGUAGCGUCGGACAAUCUUUGAUAGCGUAUCAUGAAGACUUGUACAUUUUUAGAUUUUUUUUUUUUUUUUAGCUACCGUUUGGAUACCAGCUAUUUUGGCACAUGUCGAUCACGUCAGCACCCUUCCCCCACCAUGAGAAACGUCUAAUAAUUCACAUGUGCACCAUGGUAUGGGCGACAGAAUCUUGCCACGUACGUUACUGUAAUAUACUGCCCUCUGUAGACUGCAAUAAUAGCUCAUGAUCACCAGGCCCGCCCGCUAGUGAAUAAUCAACUCGCCCAGCCCCAGAAUGAGUGUUACGUCAGUGCAAUGUUAUUUAAAGGUAUUCUAGACUAUUUUAUAUACAAGCUAUGUAAUGAGAAAUAUGUGCAGUAGAAUUGAUGGUUAUUAGUGUAUUUGCUCUCUGUAUGUUUGCCUAAAAAAAAUAUCAUGAAUUAUGUGGGAAUAUGUGAUUUAUUUAAGGUGAAUUGUAGGUAAAAAUGUUGUUGGUUUGCUAGGGAUACUCUUCUGUGAAUACUGGGAAUUUCAGUUCACUUUACAACUCUGCAGAAGGAACUUAAGUAUAAAGCAAGAUAAAUGAAUACUCUAUAAUGAUUUCAAUAGUGCAACUCAAGGAAGGUGUCCUUUUGAGAAUGAUACAACAAGCAUUUAAAAGCUAUUUUCAAUUUGUUUUCUUUUCUACGAAAUAUAAAUCACUGCCAUACAGUAGAAAAUAGGUAAAUAUUUCAUGUUUUAUUUUUGACCUAGUUUUUCAAGUAAACUAUUAAAAAUAUGCAGCGACAGCCGUAAUAGGCAGCGCACUUUCCAUCUCUUGCACAGAUAAUGAGGGGAUUUUCUUUGUAAGGUUGCAAAUUAAUUGGGAUCAAGUGUAUUCUUGUUCAGGUUUAAUGACAGGAAGUUAAAAAAACUCCUGAAUGAAUUCGCUUAACUUGUUCCUUUAAUCCCUUCUUUCAAUGUCCCCCACUCACUUCAUUCCUCCUCUGCAGCCUUCUUUACUUUCCCCUCUCCAUCUUACCCUCCGAAGAACAGUUACCAUUCCUUUAAACUAUGAAAAAUUAACCUGGGCAGCGUUUCGUGAAACCAUACCAAGUACAAGUUCACCGACAUCCCUUCGAAACAUGUGUUAAAUUCAAUACAUGCAAUUCUAUAAGUUGUCUGCGAACUUGUACUUAUAACAGUUUCGUGAAAUGCUGCCCAGGAUACUAAUGAAUCCAUUUGUAGGGAUACUUCUCAAAACUAAAGUCGUUCCUAAUGUACCCAGAAGCAUAAUGGCUGGUUACGUAUCACUGAUAACAAUGUGAUCUCUUCUCAUUUAGGACAAGUAAAAGGCUCUGGGAUUCAAAACCAUAAUGACAGCGUUAUUAAUGGACCAACAAAAAUUUACUCAAUGAAAGAUAGCUCCUUUUCCAUGGAUUGGAUUUUAAGUUGUCAAAUGAAAUGAAAUGUAUAUUCUACCAGUUGCCAUUGAAUUUUACCACAAAUGUGGGUAUGACAUUUACGGGCUGAACUAUAAUUCUAAUACGGAUUUAUACUGGUACAUCUCACCACUUAACUUAAGUAGGUGUAUUGGAAAUAUUAUUGAAUGAUAAUGAUACCUGAAGGUGAUCAGGUUUCAUAUAUCUCAUCACUUAAGUGGAUGUUUUAUGAAAGACUUAUUUAAAAGAUGAAUACGACCAGCCCCUUCCUUGUUUAACUGCUUAAUUAACAGAAUAAAUGUCACUCAAAAUAAAGUUUGUCAAUGAUUAUAUGCGUACACAGUGUAUUGUGUGAUGAUGACAAUCUUUGAACACAGGGUGAUUGGUUUAUUCAAAUGAUCAACAGCUGAAUGCAUGUUAUUGUACUUCUUAGUAACAAAAUGCUGAAUAACUAAAAAGUGUAUACCUUAUUAGAAUAUAUAUGCAUCACCAUGUUGUUCUAUAUGACAAGCGUGCCAAAUCAAAUGUACCAGUUAAUUCCAUUUCUAUUUGUUUUUAAUGUCGAGUCCUUUAGUUCCAUGUCUAAAACAAAAGCUAACUUGUUUGAAUUACAAUUCCUCCAAACUAAGAAAGAUGAUUGUUUCAGACAAAUAUUCACCAACACCCCUGAUAUUGGAUAUUAACGAUCAGAGUUACAGGUAUUAUUUGGUAACUGAAUGUAAACAAAGUAAUUGAAUCAAAAGGUUUGCAUACACGUAUUUUGUCAUUUUGCAAUCAAACAAUAUAUUGAUUGAGGAGGAACUGUGUUUCGACAUGGGAAAUAGUUCAAGGGUGUUUAAACUAUAACAAGAAAAUUGAAGUGCAUUCCUGAAGGUGAUUAGGUGGAAUUGUAAGUCUUAUUUAACAAUUGAAAGUAGAAUUUAAAUUGCUUUAUAUGGUGUAUUAGUAUCCUUUCAUUGAAGUGAAUAAUUGGUAAAAGUUGUAAUUCAAGUUUUAAUCAGAUUUGAAAGAGCAAUGAAACAUAUAUUCUUCAUUUGAUACCGGGUAAUUGGUUUUGCAUACUAGAAAUUUAAUUAAUUUGAACUGUACUCUACAAGAAAAAAAAGGCACGUAGCUUAUAUACAUCAGGGGAACAUUUAUGUGAAUGUGUGUGGUUUUAUGUAGGCAAGGAAAGAAGUCAUUACCGGUACCUAGCAAUCUAUAGACGUGUACAAUUUCAAAUCAUUGCUUUGUCGAGGAGAAAGAUAAUUAUAUCGGUAGAGAAAGCAUACUUCUUGUGUGAUAUACAGCAGGUCAUCAAAACAAGGUGUAGAAAAUAAUGUUAUAUUUUUGCAGAGAUGAAGCCGAAGAUUUGUGGUUUUUCUAUCAGUAUGGUAUGAUUUGUCUUAGGUUAGCGGUAACCACAAUAUAUAAAUCUCAUAUUAUAUUACCUUAACCAUUCACUAUGCACAUUUGUAUAUAAUCUAUUGCUAACACCUCGUACUGAUGAAUGUGUGUUAAUUGUAGGAGAGGAGUUGAUUUCUUCUUUAUUUUCAUUUCUAGACUUGAAAUUGCAUCCCAAAGAUACACAAAGGACUUUAAAUCAUUAGCUCUCACAAUUCCUGUUGUAAGAAUUCUGUUAUGAUUAUAUGAGUAAUUAACUUGGAAUCAUAUAUCACAUUCUAAUGUGAAUAUUGAGAAAGGAAUGCAUGUGUUCUAAAGAACCAGCUUUGCCAAAUCUACACCUGUAUGCCUAAAGAUAUUUAAUAAUAACUCAGUUUUCAUAGGAUUUUUUUAUUCAGAAUAUAAAAGAACAUUUGAAAUUUUUAUUUGGAGGACCUUAUGAUGUAAUUGCAGGCAUUCUUUAAUUGACUUUGGGUUAGCACAGAUAAGUUAUUGUAAUCAUUACUCUGAUACAGAAAAAGAAAAUUCUUCAUAUAUGUAUAAAAGUGCAGAUAAUUUGGUAACCAUAUUUCAUUUGAGUAUUUGCAGACACCAUACAUAAGAUCAAAGGUCAAUAUUAGCAGGAGAAAAAGGUGCAUUGAUGUUGGCCAAUAACGUUGCCCUUUAAGUGCCCCAACGUGCACACCUGAUUACCCAGAGUCUUCAGUCAACUACGAUAAACAGGAAGUGAGCUCCAGCUUCAAACUUGUUGUUUUGUAGCUAUUUAAGGAGCCCUAUGCAUAUUAGGUGUUAUUUUCGGAAUAGGCAGAAAGAUAUAGAGAGAUUUUGGGCAAGAACCAACAUGAUUGUAUCUCAAAGAUCGACAGUAUAUGCAUUGGUGUGCAAUUGAUGUUUAUUAUUAGAUCCCCAGGCUAUUCAAAAAGGCAAGAGUAUAUUCCAGUAGCCCGUUUUAUACCCCCCGCGACAUUUUAUAACUCGACUCUAGCCAAGAAAGUGUGUGCGUGCGUCUGUUGUUACCUGCGCUUGAACAUCCCCUCAAUAUAUCGGAAACCAUUUAUAUGUUUGAUGCAGAAAAGGGAUUAUCAUCCUUCAGAACUAUCCAUUCUUUUGUGUUUCUUUAUUUUCUUCAUUUGUGUAGAUUUAUAUUGUGAAUAUAUUAUGAAAUGACAGUAAGACAAUUUCAAUAAGCUUUUUUUGUUCGUCGGUUUUGUGAUGUCUGUGUAUAGUCAACAGAGAGAAGAAUAACAAAAACGAGACAUAAUGAGAAAUUAUGUGUUGAUACUUUGAAAUAAACUCAUCCACUCACAAGGUAUAUUAGCACCUUCUGAUAUUGAAA